AUGGCAAAGGGAGGCUACUAUGCUGUCGCAAACGGUCGUAAAGUCGGUAUAUUUGGUUCGUGGGAUGAGUGUCGUGCGCAAGUUAACGGGUAUCCUCAAGCAAGAUAUAAGAAAUUCGUAACUGUAAGCGAAGCCCUCGCGUUCAUCGACAACUACAGGCUAGGGUGUACCUCCGGAAGCACUUCGUCGAUUUCACGUGCAAGCAGCGAAGAUGGAGAGAAUAAGAAUACUUCGAGAAAAAGGAAGUGCUCCGUAGAAUCGUCAUCUGUUGCCUCUACUUCAGAACUCCCUAAGCGGUUGAAGAAUUGUGAUCCUGAAGUAUGGCGAGACGCCCCAGUAGUUUAUACCGAUGGUGCUUGUAGUAACAAUGGAAGAUGUGAAGCUAAGGCUGGCUUUGGUGUAUUUUGGGGAAAAAAUCACGUUGAUAAUUUAUAUGGACCAGUUUUGGGUGCUCCUACUAAUAAUAGAGGAGAGUUACAAGCUGUAGAUCAAGCAUUAAAACAGGCUAUCAAUAAAAAGUUACCUGCAAUAGUAUUGCGUACUGAUUCUAAACUUCUUAUCAACUCCUUAGACAAUUACAUGGAUAAGUGGAAGAGAAAUUCUUGGAAAACGUAUGAUGGCAAAGAUGUAUUAAAUCAGGAUUUGCUGCGAUCUAUUGAUGAAAGUACUCGUAAAAUCCUUGUAAAAUUUGAAUAUGUUCCUGGACAUAGUGGUGAUUUCGGGAACGACGCUGCAGAUGAACUAGCAAGACGUGGAGCACAGAUGUAUUCAGCGCAGAGAUCAAUGUAG
Haemonchus placei is the source of this 789-nucleotide messenger RNA. The record is from the annotation of a GenBank genome assembly. Lineage: Eukaryota; Metazoa; Nematoda; Chromadorea; Rhabditida; Trichostrongylidae.